CGGCUUCCGCGUCAAGAUGGCCGCCGCCUGUCGCUCUUCGGCUUGGCUCCCUCCCGGCCUCCUCGGCCGCCUGCCCGCCGGGGCCCAGCUGCUGCGCGUUGCCCUGUGCCUCCUGUGCUGGGCCCCGGCGGCUGUGGACGCCGUCCCUGAGCUCGGGCUUUGGACGAAGACGGUCAAUGACAAAUCAGGACCUUUGAUAUUUAGAAAAACUAUGUUUAACUCUACUGAGAUCAAGUUUUCUGUGAAGUCGUUCAGUUGUUCUGGACCUGUGAAGUUCACCAUAGAGUGGCACUUGAAGUACCAUACCUGUCACAAUGAGUACCCUGAGCUGGAGGAGGAGCUGUUCCAAAAACGUGAACUUAAUGCGGAUGCGGACGUCUGUGCUUAUUUCAAGAACAUUGACUGCUGGACAACAAAAAGUGAAAAUUUAGAUUGCAGCAGUGAUUUACAGGCAUUUCCCUCAUUAAAUAAUAAAGAGCUAACAGGUAGCAGAAAUGUUUCAAGCCAAGAAGGAGCAACGGAUGUUGUAGCCAGGACCCAGAAAGAUGGCUUCCAUAUUUUCAUCGUGUCUAUUAAAACGGAAAAAACAGAUGCAGUCUGGGAUUUGAAUGUUUCUCUUUCUAUGGUGGGGCCUCAUGGAUAUAUCUCUGCAUCAGACUGGCCUCUAAUGAUUUUUUACAUGGUGAUGUGUAUUGUUUACAUAUUAUAUGGUGUCCUCUGGCUGAUGUGGUCCGCCUGUUACUGGAAAGAUAUAUUAAGAAUCCAGUUCUGGAUUGCAGCUGUUAUUUUCCUAGGAAUGCUUGAGAAAGCAGUUUUUUAUAGUGAAUACCAAAACAUCAACAGCACUGGACUGUCAACCCAAGGUUUACUGAUAUUUGCGGAGUUAAUAUCUGCAGUUAAGAGGACAUUGGCUCGCCUGCUUGUGAUCAUUGUGAGCUUGGGCUAUGGCAUUGUGAAGCCCCGGUUAGGAACAGUCAUGCACCGAGUGAUUGGACUGGGACUGCUGUACUUGGUCUUUGCGGCCGUCGAAGGCACCAUGAGAGUCCUCGGGGGUUCUAAACAUUUAGCUGUUGUUUUGAGUGACAUUAUUUUAGCAGUUAUUGACUCCAUUUUUGUGUGGUUCAUUUUUAUAAGUUUGGCACAGACUAUGAAGACUCUAAGGCUGAGAAAGAACACGGUGAAAUUUUCAUUGUAUAGGCAUUUUACAAAUACACUCAUCUUUGCUGUGCUGGCUUCUAUAGUGUUUAUGGUGUGGACAACAAAGACCUUCAGGAUUGCAAAAUGCCAAUCAGAUUGGAUGGAGCUCUGGGUUGAUGAUGCGUUUUGGAGCUUUCUCUUCUCACUCAUCCUUAUUGUGAUAAUGUUCUUAUGGAGGCCAUCAGCAAAUAAUCAGAGGAAAGCUGUACAGGAAGAGUGAGGUGGAAUGGCAAAGGGAUGAGUACCAGUUCGGAAAUGUGUACUUUCCACUGUGGUGGCCAGCCCCACCUCUCCUGCCUACCUAUUCUCCAGGGAGAGAACUAUUGAGUUUCUUACGUAUCCCUCUAGGGAAGAUGAGACAGGCAUACUAGGAAGUGUGUUUCCUUCUCCCUUUAACGACUAACAGUCAUAGUGGCCAGUGAGGUGGCCCAGCAGGUAGAGGCUCUCUCCAUCAAGCCUGCAGACCUGAGUUCAUUGCCUGGGACCCCGUGUUGGAAGGAGAGAACCAACUACUGAAAGUUGUCCUCUGACCUCCAAUUGUGUGAGCACAUGUGUGCACAUGAACACACACAAAUAAAUAAAUAUAAUAAAAAUUUAAAUAACUAGGCAUGUUGGGUCAUACUUUUAAUCACAGCAAUCAGGAGGCAGAGACAGGAUAUCUCUGAAUUCAAGGCCAGCCUAGGAUACAUAUCAAGACCCCGUCUUUAAAAGAAUUUUUAAGCUAUGCAGUGGUGGUGCUGCAUGCCUUUAAUCUCAGCACUUGGGAGGCAGAGGCACGUGGAUCUCUGAGUUCAAGGCCAGCCUGGUCUACAAAGCUAGUUCCAGGACAGCCAGAGCUGUUAUGCAGAGAAACCUUGUCUUAACCCCCCCAAAAGAAUUAAAAUAAAUAAAUUACUGUUCUGCACCUUUCUUUUUAAACUAUACCUCUGUAUCACCAUGGAUAGAUGCAUCACAGUAACCAAAGGCUGUGCAGUAUUUUAUAAUGUGAGUGGCACUA
Molecule: messenger RNA, 2194 nt
Organism: Peromyscus eremicus (cactus mouse)
Lineage: Eukaryota; Metazoa; Chordata; Mammalia; Rodentia; Cricetidae
Gene: Tmem87b
Product: transmembrane protein 87B
Exons: 15
Coding region: 17-1417 (466 amino acids)
Biological process (GO): retrograde transport, endosome to Golgi
Cellular component (GO): Golgi apparatus; membrane
Source: RefSeq, a predicted model, not a curated record